Messenger RNA from Sipha flava (yellow sugarcane aphid), 1061 nucleotides. It is a transcript of the gene Ing5, whose product is annotated as inhibitor of growth protein 5. Lineage: Eukaryota; Metazoa; Arthropoda; Insecta; Hemiptera; Aphididae. The coding region runs from base 161 to 1000 and encodes 279 amino acids. The transcript is spliced from 6 exons. The record is from RefSeq and is a predicted model, not a curated record. Gene Ontology annotation, cellular component: nucleus. Gene Ontology annotation, biological process: regulation of DNA-templated transcription.
CAGCAGAAAUUUAUGAGGCAAAUUUCGUAUUUAAAAAGCUGAUAAAAAAAUAUAUAACAAAUUCAAGUCCGUUGUUUACAGUUAACGUUUCUUUCAGUAUCUUUUUUUUGCAUUCCUCCGUCCCGUUAUGUUCAUCAUUAUUUGAAAUAACUUUGAAACGAUGACUUCGGCGCUAUAUUUAGAACACUAUCUGGAUAGUUUAGAGAAUCUUCCCGUAGAAUUACAACGGAACUUUACCUUGAUGCGAGAUCUGGAUUCAAGAGCUCAGGAGCUAAUGCGCAGCAUCGAUAAACUGGCCGAUGAUUAUUUGUCCAAUGUCAAAGGUUAUUCAGUAGAAAAAAAAAAUGAAACCAUGACAAGCAUUCAACGUCAGUUUGACAAAGCAAAAGAGUAUGGCGAUGAUAAAGUUCAAUUGGCUAUACAAACAUAUGAACUGGUCGAUAAACAUAUUAGAAAAUUAGAUUCGGAUUUAGCACGAUUUGAAGCAGAAAUUCAAGAUAAAGCCAUCAAUGCUACAAGGAAUGUUGAAGAAAAUUCACAAAAACGAGGACGUAAAAAAACUAAAGAUAAAGAAACUAAAAAGAAAAGUGCAUCAAGUGAAGAGGAGACCAUUACUAAAACAUCUAAAAAGAAACAAUUAAAAAAAGGAGGUGCUAAAACAACAAAUACUGCACCUACAAAAACUCCGUCUGUGAAUGUAGUCGCCAAUCCGACAAAUCCUACCAAUAGCGUAGCCAGUGUUGCGGUAGAGGCUGGUUCGCUCACUGGUGCAUUAGUUGGUGCUGGAGUUGCACACUCGGCUGAAGUAUUAGACAUGCCAGUUGACCCAAAUGAACCUACAUAUUGUUUAUGUAACCAAGUUUCCUAUGGUGAAAUGAUAGGAUGUGAUAAUCAGGAUUGUCCUAUUGAAUGGUUCCAUUUUGCAUGUGUCAAAUUAACAACAAAGCCCAAAGGAAAAUGGUACUGUCCGAAAUGUAUUACAGACAGGAAGAAAAAAUAACACUGUAUUGAAAAUAAUCACAUUUUUAUAUGUAUGCAUGUACAAAUAUUAUUAAGUAAUU